Messenger RNA from Agrilus planipennis (emerald ash borer), 2077 nucleotides. Its product is annotated as protein ABHD16A. Gene Ontology annotation, cellular component: endomembrane system. Gene Ontology annotation, molecular function: glycerophospholipase activity; monoacylglycerol lipase activity. Lineage: Eukaryota; Metazoa; Arthropoda; Insecta; Coleoptera; Buprestidae. Gene Ontology annotation, biological process: phosphatidylserine catabolic process; monoacylglycerol catabolic process. The record is from RefSeq and is a predicted model, not a curated record. Bases 306 to 1919 code for a protein of 537 amino acids. The transcript is spliced from 10 exons.
AAUUACAUAAAUAGGGGUAAUAGACGUAGCCUCAGUAAAUUAACAUUAAAUUAAUAAGUAUUUUAUAGAAAUUAUUUAAGAAAAAACAUGUGACAGUAAGAGCCUAAUUUCCAUUAUUUGACCUAGUAGGUAAUUAAAAACUAAUAAUGAUAAAGAAGGUGUACGUAAAAGACUUGAACAAAAAGUGAUUAUAAAUUGAGGUUAGUAAAUUUGACGUACAACAAAUUCAACGUUUAUUCUCUUCAUUAAUUAACUACAUUGAGAAAAAAUAAAUUGCUUAAAGGCAUAAAAAUAUACUCAUCAUUAUGUCUCUAUUGCGGUCAGUUAUUGAAAGUAUGUUUACCCCAAGAUUAGUUAAAAUUUACGGUAAUAGUCCUUUACAAGUGGAGAGAGUGUAUGAGCCAAACUUAUUCGAGAAAUGGAGCGAUCAAAUUAUAAACUCUAUAUACAUGUUAUGGAAAUUGGGGCUGUACGGUUCUCCCCUUCUAGUAGGGUACUUUUAUCGCAAAGGAUACCUUACUUCUGACUAUUUUAUCACUCUUACCAAAUUUGUUACAAGCAUAGGUGUAAUAUUAGUAGUUUCUUUUUGUGUAAGGGGCUUUGGACGAUCUACAAAUUCUGUAUACCAGAAAUUUCUUAAGACAUUAAAGGAUGCUGAUACAGAUUUAACACCUAGCAACAAGCAGGCUCUUUCAAGAUAUGAGUUUGAUUUUUAUGCAUGGCCAGCAGAAUAUACAUGGUUUAAUAUGGAUGGUAUUGCAAAGAAGGCCCGUAGAAACAUUGUAAGACCAGUAUCUCAUAGAAAUGCAUUUCAACUCAUCUCUUCAGUACCUUGCCACAUUAUUGGAUAUCUAUCCAUUCAUACAUUUGGCAUAAGAAUGAUUUAUCCAGGAUCUCUUGGAAUAUUACAAAUGAUAUUGGGUCCUGUGCUCCUUCAAGGACGUACUAAACUUAUAGAAAGUUACAAAGGAGUAAGGAGCAAGCUAAAAACUAAAGAAAACAAUUCCAUAGACACAAUGUUUAUUGAUAGACGAAAUGAAACUGAAAACGGUAAUACUUUAGUAGUGUGUUGUGAAGGAAAUGCAGGAUUUUACGAAAUUGGUGUAAUGGGGACACCUAUUGAAGCUGGAUAUUCUGUUCUUGGAUGGAAUCAUCCAGGAUUUGCCUGCAGUACUGGGAAGCCAUAUCCAGUACAAGAGCAUAAUGCAAUAGAUAUAGUAAUGCAAUUUGCCAUUAACAAACUAGGUUUCAAAAAAGAAAAUAUUAUUCUUUUUGGAUGGAGCAUUGGAGGCUAUACAGCAACUUGGGCAGCAAUGAAUUAUCCAGAUAUUAAAGCCGUAGUUUUAGAUGCCACAUUUGAUGAUAUCCUACCAUUAGCUGUCAGUCACAUGCCCCAAUCGAUGGAAUCGAUCGUUAAAUUAGCCAUAAGAGAAUAUGUUAAUCUUAACAUUGCUGAGCAACUUCUUACAUAUCCUGGACCUGUAUUAAUUAUUAGACGCACAGAAGAUGAAGUCAUUUGUCUAGAGGAAGGUAUUUUGUCUAGUAACAGAGGAAACAAUCUGUUGAUAAAACUAUUCAAAUAUCGUUAUCCUUUGAUUAUGAAUGAUGCCCAAUUGAAGAUAUUACAAGAGUAUUUUUCUUAUACUGGUCCUAAACAAGAUGAUUUUUAUCGAAUCUCUGGAGUAAAUUCUGACUUGUGCAGGUCAUUACUGGAAUCCUAUAUAUCAGAAAAUUCAAAGUCGUAUCCCAUGAGAAUUGGAGAAGAUAUGGACGAUAACCAAAAAACUCAGAUGGUUUUAUAUUUGGCAAGAAAAUAUAUGAAAGAUUACAAGUCUACACAUUGCACCCCACUUCCGAGAGACAUGUUCCAGGCUCCUUGGGACAUAAAUAUAGUAGAAAACGAUUUUGUGUUGACAUAAAUCUCUACAUUUAAAUUAACUUGGAUUAUAUUUAUUGGUAACGUAUGGUAAAUGUAAAUAUUUUACAUUUAUGUAAUUUGGUGAUGAUACAGAUAUCUAAUUCGUUUGUUGUUUGGUAUGAAAAAUGAUAAAUAUGCGAAUAAAAAAAGUUUAAAGUU